AAAGGAGAAAGAAAAAAAAAAAAAAAAGGAGGGAAAAAAGAAAGAAAGAAGAGAAGGAGAAAGAAAGAAAAAGGAAAGCGCUCGCCUGCUCUCUAGAAUAACAAAAUACCUGAUCGUAACAAAAUAACAUCCUCCAGACCAAAUCAAACAGGGACUUGACAUACCAAAAGGCAAAGCGAGGAGAGAGAGCCAGGGAGCGGGGAAGGCGAGCCAGAGCCGCGAUCGCUGCCAGGGCCGGACAGCAGCAUGGCAAGCGCCGGGGCACACACGGAUGAGCGCUGCCGGCAGCCUGCCUUCCUCCCCGGCCCGCCGCCGACAGAAGUUGAGAGCGGCAGCGGCAGCGCCAAGGUGCAGAGGAUGUGUGCAGCCAGGCAGAUGCUGUUGCUACUGCUGGCCUUCCUGGCCUACGCUUUGGAUUCAGCUGCGGCAUACGGCACGGCAGAGACCCUCUGCGGUGGGGAGCUGGUGGACACGUUGCAGUUUGUCUGCGGGGACAGGGGCUUCUACUUCAGUAGACCAGUGGGACGAAAUAACAGGAGGAUCAACCGUGGCAUUGUGGAGGAGUGCUGCUUUCGGAGCUGUGACCUGGCUCUGCUGGAAACCUACUGUGCCAAGUCCGUCAAGUCAGAGCGUGACCUCUCUGCCACCUCCCUCGUGGGCCUCCCAGCCCUCAACAAGGAGAGCUUCCAGAAGCCAUCUCACGCCAAGUACUCCAAGUACAACGUGUGGCAGAAGAAGAGUUCUCAGCGGCUGCAGCGGGAGGUGCCUGGCAUCCUGCGCGCCCGCCGGUACCGGUGGCAGGCAGAGGGGCUGCAAGCAGCUGAGGAAGCCAGGGCGAUGCAUCGUCCCCUCAUCUCCUUGCCCAGCCAGCGGCCCCCGGCGCCGCAGGCAUCCCCUGAAGCAACCGGCCCCCAGGAAUGAACUGUGACCAGCCGGCUCGAUUUAUGAUCUCCUGGGGAGAGACUGGCGAGACUCGGCCCCCCUGAGCCCCUCCGUCCCCGAGUCGAGGAGCGGGGCGGCAGGCACCAUCACGCCGCUCCGGCCCCAACCAAACAACUGACACAAGCAAGGAGGGGAUGGCAGCAGCCGUGUGCAGCGUCCUCCUUUUGGGGUGGGGGGGAGGGUUGUUUUGUUUCCCAGGCCUGUUUCGUUUCCCUCGUGCACCCAGUAUUUUUCAAGCCUUGUACUUACGAAGGGACCGUUGGGCACUUGAACUUCUUGUUGCCAGGCGCUGUGUGACAUCCCCAGUGCCAACACUAGAAGACAAAAGAAAGAGCAAGAGGGAAAAAGGAUAUGAAGUUAACUUUUAAUUUUUUUUGUGUGGUUUUUUUUUUUCUCUCAAGAAGAAGAGUCCAUUCCAUGUCUUUCUUGACAAUAAAGUGAAAGCAAAAACAAAUGGGGAAAAAUGUUGAGGGAUGUAACUUUUUUGCCUCAUUCCCACCCAACUUCUUUUUUUUUUCUUCCUUUCUUUUUCAUUGGUAACUUUUCUUAUUUUUAUAACUUUUUUUUUUUUUUUUUUUUUUUUUUUGCACCUUUAAAAAGAAAAUGUAACUGAGACGAAGUUCCGAGGAGACCCAUCUGCAUUUUUUGUGUGUGUGCUUAAUUACAAGAUUCCAAAUUGACUUGCACCUUUUUGAAACCAUCACUGACGGGAGAAAGAGAGGAAGAGGAGAGAGAGAGAGAGAAGAAAAAGGAAAAGGGGGGGGGGGGGGAAAAAAAAGAAGUGAGCUGAUGCUCACUUUAAAUGGGGGAGGCGUCUGCAUUGCACAUUUGCCACGGAUUUAGUUGACUUAUAUAUAUAAUAUAUUAUAUAACUUUUUUGGCAAAAAAGCACUAUUUUUAUGGGACAUUUUGUGUAGUAUCUGAAGAGGGAUUGUAAUGUUUAAAAUGUGUUAUGGUGCUAAAGUAAGUUGGAAGGGAAAAAACCCAGAAAUAGCAAAGGAGGGUGGGGAGGGAAGGACAAGAUAGCGAAUACUGAACUUGAAAUUUUAGCUUUUCGUUUUAGGAAAAGUGUGAUAAAUGUGUUUCUUUUCUCUUCUGAAAUAUAGCUUGGUCAUGACCAUA
This is a messenger RNA of Coturnix japonica (Japanese quail), 2064 nucleotides long. RefSeq names its product insulin like growth factor 2 (gene IGF2). Gene Ontology annotation, cellular component: extracellular region. The record is from RefSeq and is a predicted model, not a curated record. Lineage: Eukaryota; Metazoa; Chordata; Aves; Galliformes; Phasianidae. Gene Ontology annotation, biological process: positive regulation of insulin receptor signaling pathway; regulation of muscle cell differentiation; positive regulation of transcription by RNA polymerase II. Gene Ontology annotation, molecular function: growth factor activity; hormone activity; protein serine/threonine kinase activator activity.